GGCGGGUUACUUUGUUUCAGGGCUCUCCGCAAACAAGCGGCACGUUGGCACCGUCGCUGCAGCUGUUGCGGCAGCGGCAAUUUCGCCCAAAAAAAGAGGGAGAAAAAAGCCGCCGGAGAGGAAGGGAUGCCGCAGCAGCUGCUGGAAGGGAGGCGCCCGGUGAGGAGCUUCACCUGGUGAAUUGCUGGACCCCGAGAGGAGAGCGGCAGCUGGCUGACUGAGCAGGCAGGAGCGGCAGCUUCCUGGCGGAGAUCCUCGGCCAGGAGAGACGUCCAUGUUGCAGCGUCUCCAUCUCAGAUGCUUCCCAUGAGCUGUCCGACCCCAGCAGCUUCCAUCAUCAUGAUCUAAGAAGGUGUAAAGCCUGGAAUCGAGGAUGGGAGAUUCUCCAGCUGAGACUGCUGGCCAAGUCACCCAGGUCUGUUGCAAAGACACACAGGCGGAGCUCGCCAAAAGGGUCGCGGCUAUCCACGUUGCUGUCAGCCCUGACACUGCUAACCAAAACGGUCAGGGGCCAGCUGAACUGAACAACGUCGUGUUCUCUAAUACUGCGGCCAGCAACCAAAGAAAUAGGGUCAACGUUGAUUCGGGGACGUCUGAAGAACUCGACGGAGCUCAUGAGUUGUGUGUCCCAAAGAAGGCUUUCCUCUCUGGCCGGAAAUACUCGCUUCAAGAAAAGCCUGCUGGAAACUAUUUGGCUUCGGCCGACUCCCUGGGCUUUGGCCCAUACGCCACAGGCCCUUCCACGCACAUCUUGCCACGGAUCUUCCGGAGGCCAACGAUAGAGUCCCAUCGAGUCUCCAUCUCGGAUGCAGCGGAUUGUGUGCAGUUGAACCAAUACCAGUUGAAAAGUGAAAUAGGCAAGGGCUCCUAUGGCGUCGUGAAACUAGCCUACAACGAAAACGACGACCAAUAUUAUGCCAUGAAAGUCCUCUCCAAAAAGAAGCUAUUGAAACAAUACGGAUUUCCACGCCGGCCUCCACCUCGAGGGUCAAAAGCGGCUGCUGCUGGUGGGCAGCCAAAGCCAAUGGCCCCGCUUGAUCGGAUUUACCAGGAAAUAGCCAUCUUAAAGAAACUAGACCACAUCAACAUUGUCAAGCUGAUUGAGGUACUAGAUGACCCCACAGAAGACAAUCUGUACAUGGUGUUUGACCUCCUGCGGAAAGGGCCUGUCAUGGACGUCCCGUGCGACACGCCUUUCACUGAAGAGCAGGCCCGGCUUUACUUCAGGGACAUUGUCCUGGGCAUUGAAUACCUGCAUUACCAGAAGAUCAUCCACCGAGACAUCAAACCAUCCAACUUGCUCCUGGGGGACGACGGGCACGUCAAGAUAGCCGAUUUUGGAGUGAGCAAUCAGUUUGAGGGCAACGACGCCCAGCUCUCCAGCACCGCCGGCACGCCUGCCUUCAUGGCCCCUGAGGCUCUCUCUGAUUCCGGGAAGAGCUUCAGUGGGAAGGCACUAGACGUCUGGGCCAUGGGGAUCACUCUCUUUUGCUUUGUGUAUGGAAAGUGUCCUUUCAUUGAUGAAUUUAUCCUGGUGCUUCACAACAAGAUCAAGAACAAGCCGGUGGAAUUUCCAGAAGAGCCUUGCGUCAGUGAGGAGUUAAAAGGUCUGAUCCUGAAGAUGCUGGGGAAACACCCUGAAACCAGGAUAACAGUCCCUGAAAUUAAGUUACACCCGUGGGUGACCAAGUUUGGAGAGGAUCCUUUGCCUUUAGAGGAGCAGCACUGCACGAUAGUGGAAGUCACUGAAGAGGAAGUGAAGAACUCUAUCAAGACCAUCCCUAGUUUGCCUGCUGUGAUUUUAGUGAAAGCCAUGUUGAGGAAACGAUCCUUUAGCAACCCAUUUGAAACCCAGGGCCGGCGAGAGGAAAGACCUGUGUCAGCUCCAGGAGACUUAUUAAUAAAGCAAGGAAGCCGCGAUAGGAUGAAGGACCCCGAUCUGCCUGAUGUAAAUGAAGAUGAGACGGCUUCCUGAAGCGCCCCAAGCAUGCUGCAGACAGAUCGUUCAGCGGCUGCUACUAUAGCCGUUGUAACCAGCGGUGUUGUCUUGCACGCCAUGCCGUUUUCAUCAACCAACGUUUGUGACUUGCGAAGAACGAGAGACGGAAACAGACACAUAAAACCAAAGGGAUAAAGUGGUGAAAUCCCAGCUGGCGCAACGAGGAUGGAACACUUGGCUCUUCCGCAUAUUUGUUUACAUGGUAAGAUAUUUGGGUGUUGUAUACUGGGCCUAUGUCUCAUUCAGUUGCGUUUCUCGUUGUGGUACACAUAGUCUGCGACACAUGGAAAUCUGACCGAUGAAUGUGCACCUGUUUUGUAAAUAGAGCCAAAUGUUCUCUGCUAGGGAGGGCUUGGUUCCAACCCGUUUGUGUACAUUCUGCCUUCCAAUUUUAUUUUAUUCUAAAAGGCAAGAUAUUUAGUCGUCCAGUUGCUUGCUCAAGCCCGAUGUUGGCAAUUGCCCAAUAAGUAUCUGCAGGGUUGGAAAGGGCUGUAGUCUGCACUGUAGGAAAGGCGUGGAGGGAAGCAAACUCAUCCCACCCCCUCUGAGCUGCUCCACUAAGCACCCGUUUUACCUUUUGGACUUGAGUUGGCCCAACCUCCUCCCAAUAUCAGGUAGAUUGGUACGGCACUUAGGCAUUAGAUGAAUAACAAGGCCUCAGACCACAUUCUCCCAAACCAAGCUAUGUAAGUUUUAAGAGGAUAACAAGUCAAAUGUCUUUUUUUUUUAAAGGAGCCAGUUUUAUAGUAGCUGACCACAAAAGCCAAUUUAAAAAAUUGAACAAGAGAUAAAUGCAUUCAGCUAGAGCGGCUGGAGGCUUGAGGAAUGUUGGCCACACAGAUCAGGAAGAGAGCCUGAGCUUCAAUGGUCGAUACUUAGGUGUCGAAGAGUGGCAGCCGUCAGCAGACGAAGCACAAACUGAAGCAAACCAGGGUGUGUUCAACUAAGUCCUAUUCAAGGGUGUGCUACAAUUCCGCCCAAUUCAGAUUCGGCACCAAAUUUUCUCACCCCUGAAUAAAACCCGACUGAAUCUCUUUCCAUUCUGCAAUCCCAACAAGCUGUAGCUGCCGCUGAUUUUUUACAGUGAUAAGUGUCGGGAAUUGAGCCAGCUUGUGGGCGCGCACAUGGGUGACACAAAUGUGCAUGCAAGUUGCAGCUGUCAAUUUACAUGUGCAGUUGCAAAUUUAGGCUCACUUUCAGAGGGAAAGCUGUUCUAUAAGCAAAGUUUUUAAAAACUUUUUUAAAAAGUGGUGUCUGUGUGUAGCAAAUCCAGGCCUGGUGCAAAAGGGUCAACCCCUAACAGCACCCCUGGCUACCCUAGAUUCGGGGGGCGGGGGAUAAACAAAGCAGUAGUGCAUCACAAAAAUGGUGCAAACAUCGACAGACGAAAAGCUAAUUGCAUUACUAACAGAAGAUCGUAAUUUCACCUGCUUUUUUCCAGCGUCAGCAAGGGAUGGGGGAUAAAUUUGAUUCAGUUCACAUUUAAAGGUGAGCCUACCAAAAUAGCCUUUGCCAAAAUACGCAAGCCAAAACACAGCCACCCUUUGAAGUUUGUACGGUUCUGAAUUUUGCAAUGCAGGUCUCCAGCCCAGUGAUAUAUGCAAAGAUGCAUAUACCAGGGCAAGUUACAUGCAUAAAAAUGUGUAUGAGUGAAAAUCACAUAUAAGUAUAUCAGGGAGCAUUGCUUUGCCAAAACUUGUAUGUCAGGAAGAAUUGCGUAGAAAAAUGGUGUAUGUUGGGAGAAAUUUGCACGAAAAUGCUUGUCAAUUUCCAUGAGUUUUUUUUUUUUUUUUAAAUCAUGAAAGUGGAAAUGUGGGCAAUUAAAAAAACUAGAAAAAUGAGAAGCUGAAAUGGACCUAUUCAUCCACUUCUUAGUCAUCUGCUUUGCAGCUAGUUAUAUUCUUGACGUUGUAAUGGUGCCUUAAUUAAUUAAAGAGUUUUUAAAAAACAGCCACCACGAUGCUGAGAACCUAGGGGAGAUGGUUUGAAUCCUCCAGGCUGCACAGUUAUUUUUGUUGCUCUGUACCCCAGCUGCAGGCCUGUUGUGUGUCGGUAGGUGUCUAUGUUCAUUGUGAAAAUCAACUAUCUGUAUGGACAUAUAUAUGUAAUAUAUUUUCCCGCUGGAAACUGAGAGCAUGAAAGCGCAGUCAUUCACAGUGAUGGCUUCAGAAGCUAUUGCACUGUAAAUAUGUACCAUGAAUAGAGUGCCUAUUUUGGGGUGGGGUGGGGGUUGCAUGUUUUUGUACUCUAGAGAAUGAAAGGGCAGGGAGUAGGGGUGGAAAUGUCAAUAAAGUACUUGGAAUAAACGCAUUUGACUG
Molecule: messenger RNA, 4317 nt
Organism: Rhineura floridana
Lineage: Eukaryota; Metazoa; Chordata; Lepidosauria; Squamata; Rhineuridae
Gene: CAMKK1
Product: calcium/calmodulin dependent protein kinase kinase 1
Exons: 16
Coding region: 374-1975 (533 amino acids)
Biological process (GO): activation of protein kinase activity; CAMKK-AMPK signaling cascade; protein phosphorylation
Molecular function (GO): ATP binding; protein kinase activity
Source: RefSeq, a predicted model, not a curated record